GGGCGGGGCGGGAGCAGCAGGAGCAGCAGCAGCGGCGUCUCCCGGGAAAGCCGGCCCUCCCUCUGUGCCGGCCAUGGUGCUGAGCUCCCUGAAGGCCGCGACGCUGCGCUCCGGGCGGCGGGCUUGCCUGGCUCUGCUGGCCGGCGCCUACCGAGGCUGGCCGGCCUGCCUGACGCCGCCCUUCCGUUACAGGCUCCUGCUGGGGACGCUCUACCCGGCCUACGCCUCCUACAAGGCCGUGAGGAACAAGGACGUCCGGGAGUACGUGCGCUGGAUGAUGUACUGGAUCGUCUUCGCUCUCUUCAUGGCCACCGAGGCCAUCACGGACACCUUCGUUUCCUGGUUUCCCUUCUACUAUGAGAUUAAAAUGGCCUUUGUGAUAUGGCUCCUGUCUCCUUACACAAAGGGAGCCAGCGUGUUGUACCGCAAGUUUGUGCAUCCCAUACUGUCCAGCAAAGAAAAGGAGAUCGACCACUUCAUAUGCCAAGCCAAAGAACGUGGCUACGAGAGCCUUGUGAGCUUUGGGAAGAAGAGCAUCAACGUGGCAGCCACAGCAGCUAUCCAGGUGGCUGCAAAAGGCCAGGGAGCCCUGGCAGGUCGUUUACGCAGCUUCAGUAUGCAGGAUUUGCGCUCCAUGCCAGAGACAGCCAUGGUGCAUUACUCAGAUCCCCUCUAUCUGGAGGAACAGGAGCUGUGCCGGCGACCGAUUGGGCGCAGGCCAGCAGUGCAGCAGCCGGGCCCUGACAGCAACGAGGAGGAGGAGGAGGAGGAGGAGGACUACUGGUCGGACACUGAGCUGUCUGCCCCCUCCAGAGGCCGCCGCAGGGACCCCGCUGUUCUUAAGCCCUUGGCCAGGAGCCAAAGCCUUCGGCAGGGGAAGAAGAAGCUGCCACCUAAAGAGAGUUCUUCCCGGGGGGUCCGAAGUCGUUCCCGGAAGCAGAUGCAGGACCAAGACCGCUAGGCUCCCCUGGGGGCAUGGCUGCCAAGGCCCCCAAGUGUGCCGCACCACUGGUGCUGGGCUGAGGUUUUGGGGUCACACGAUCUGCUCAUAUUUCCCCAGUGCCAGAGCACAUGUUGCUGCCUGGGGACCCCUGGACCAGCCGCUCCCGGUGCCUCUCUUCCCCUGGGGGAGCUGCCUAUUGGGAAGGACUUGCCCAGCCUAAGGACGGAUGGGGCGCUGGACUGCUGCCUUAACCGUUGGCCCAGGACCUUUGCAACCAUGGCAUCUUUGGCCAGAGCCCCUCUCUGUCCUUGCCUGCGGCUGGCUCCGCUUGCCUGCCCCACAGUGCCUGCUCCUCUUCCUUCGGGGCUGCCGCUGCUGCCCCCUUUUUAGUCUUCCAAUAAAGGCGUUUUUUCCUCUC
Messenger RNA from Pantherophis guttatus, 1361 nucleotides. Its product is annotated as receptor expression-enhancing protein 4. Gene Ontology annotation, molecular function: microtubule binding. Gene Ontology annotation, biological process: endoplasmic reticulum tubular network organization. NCBI's taxonomy places the organism in Eukaryota, Metazoa, Chordata, Lepidosauria, Squamata, Colubridae. The record is from RefSeq and is a predicted model, not a curated record. Gene Ontology annotation, cellular component: cytoplasmic microtubule; endoplasmic reticulum membrane; endoplasmic reticulum tubular network.